This is a messenger RNA of Sinocyclocheilus grahami, 2153 nucleotides long. RefSeq names its product WD repeat-containing protein 70-like. The transcript has 18 exons. Gene Ontology annotation, cellular component: nucleus; site of double-strand break. The record is from RefSeq and is a predicted model, not a curated record. Gene Ontology annotation, molecular function: protein binding. The coding region runs from base 48 to 2153 and encodes 701 amino acids. Lineage: Eukaryota; Metazoa; Chordata; Actinopteri; Cypriniformes; Cyprinidae.
UUUUGACUCCCGGAAGUGGAGUCCCGGAAGUGUGUGUUGUUGUUGUGAUGGCUGAUCGCGGGAGUGAUUCUGGGGACUCCAGUAGCGAUGCAGACGUCUCUUCUGUCAUGGGCUUCUCUGGGUUUGGGAAGAAAGCUCGAACCUUUGACCUGGAGGCCAUGUUUGAGCAGACGAGGAGGACGGCCAUCGAGAGGAGCCAGCGUGUCUUAGAGGAGCGCGAGAAACAGGACGCCGAGGCCAGCAGCGGCGAGCCGUCAGCAUCAGCGUCCAGGAAGCAGGACUCUGAUGUCAUCGGUCCUCCACUUCCUCCUGCGCUCGGCGUUCAGACGGAUGAUGAUGAGGAUGAGGAUGAUGAGGAAGAUGAUGAUGAUGAUGUGGUCGGGCCACCGCUGCCGCCUGGAUACAAGCACAGCACCGCUGACGAUGAUGAUGAUGAUGAGGAUGAUGAUAUGACUGAUGAGGAAGAUGACAAUCCAGUGAAGAAGAUCCCGGACACUCAUGAGAUCACGCUUCAGCACGGCUCUAAAAGCGUCUCAGCUUUGGCUCUGGAUCCGUCUGGCGCUCGUCUGGUCACCGGCGGCUACGACUACGACGUGAAGUUUUGGGAUUUCGCCGGGAUGGACGCGGCGCUGCAUGCCUUCCGGUCCCUGCAGCCGUGUGAAUGUCAUCAGAUCAGGUCUCUGCAGUACAGCGUCACCGGUGACGUCAUUCUGGUGGUGGCGGGAAACUCGCAGGCCAAAGUCCUGGACCGCGACGGAUUCCAGGUCCUCGAAUGCAUCAAAGGAGAUCAGUAUAUUGUGGACAUGGCCAAUACCAAGCCUCCAAACUACAGGCCUGUGAAAUUUUCUAUGCGUGUAAACCUGCAUCAAAUCAUGCCCUCGUUGUGUUCCCCUAUAAAAGCACGCUGGUUUUACUGUGCGUCUGAACCGUGGCGUUACAGAUAUGGCUGUGUUUUAUUCAGUGCUAAUAUAGAUUCUGGAAGUCGUCGCUUGGCAAGCAGCGGCGCAUGUCUCAGGACGGUGCGGACGUGGGACUUGAACUCGGAGAAGAAGCACAAGUCUGUGUUCAAGCCUCGAUCGCAGCAGGGCAAGAGAGUGAUUCCCACCUGCUGCUCCUACAGCCGUGACGGCAAACUGAUCGCCGCCGGCUGCCAGGACGGGACCAUCCAGAUCUGGGACAGGAACCUGAGCGUUCACACGAAGUUCCACUGCCGCCAGGCUCACGCCGCCGGAUCCGACACGACCUGCCUCACUUUCUCUUACGACGGAGUAACUCUCGCAUCACGAGGAGGUCAGACCCGCCGCUGCUUUCUGUCUCUGACAGGAUGGCAUAAUGCAGAUGUUGACGUCCAGCACACUGAAUACAUGCAGCACAGAAACCACGGAGCAGCAGCAGUAGCAUUAAUCCGAAGGUCUCUGUAUGGCACGAUUAAGAGUAAUGGAGAGGUCAGAUAUACAGAUGUGCACGAUCUAAACCCAAUGAUACAGUAUCUGCAAGGUAAUGGAGCGACUAAAGGAGAUAACAGACGGAUUAACCCCGUACAUCCCGUUAAGUCAAUAAGGGCCAGAGAAACCCCUGCUACGGUCCUGGGGGAGGGAGAGGGUCUAAAGCCGGAUUCUAGGUCAGGCAGGCUUAACGCAGUCCGGCUGGAGGAUUCAGGCAGAAACGAGCCCGGCGCUGAACAGCUGGAGGCUAAGCAGAUUUCACCCCCAUGCCUCCACAGACUUCCUGCUCAAAUAAUGAGUUCUCAUCUGCUGUUGUUUCAGAGCGUCGUCCGCUGUCUUUGGCAUCCCAAGCUGAAUCAGAUCAUGGUCGGGACGGGGAACGGCCUGGCGAAGGUCUACUACGACCCGGUCAAGAGUCAGAGAGGUGCGAUGCUGUGUGUGGUCAAGAGCAAGAGGAAGGAGAAACACGCCGAGACGCUGACACAAGAUUACAUCAUCACCCCUCACGCUCUGCCCAUGUUUCGUGAGGCCCGGCAGCGCAGCACCCGGAAGCAGCUGGAGAAGGACCGACUGGAUCCGGUCAGAUCCCACAAACCCGAGCCGCCCGUGUCCGGACCAGGUCGAGGCGGUCGUGUGGCGGCCCACGGCGGGACACUGUCCUCCUUUAUCGUCAAAAACAUCGCCCUGGACAAAACCGACGACAGAUAG